GCGUAACCCAAAUCUGCUCCUUCCUCAACACCACUCCACACGUUGCCUCCCAAUGGCGAUCCUCAACUCCUGUCUCCGAAGCUCGGUGUCCAUUUGUGUGUAGGCAAGGCUGGGGUGCACGACUCCACUUGUUUGCUUUUCACCAUUUCUUGGUCCCACACAGCCAGACGUCGCUUUCUGAUUGGCUCGUUACGCAUGGGCUUGUGUCACUCAGCAUCAAGUGCCGUCCCAUCAACUGAAAUUGUCAAAAAGACAAAAACCAUGGGCUGCCGACACGCUGUAGAAACCGCGAAAAAAGACGAAGGAUGAAAAUGCCAAUGGGCGGCAAAUUUGCACCUGUCUGACUCACGGAGAAUUCACAUGCCUGAGUGCUUCUUGUACUGUUACACAGCAGAAUCUUCUCGGCCUCGAUCCUCCUCUGCCUUGUCACUCCUCCGCCGAUGGCGCCGUCGUGGUCGGACCUGCCGUCGGAGCUCCUCGGAGUCGUCCUCCUCCACCUGCCCUGCCUCGCCGACCGCGUCUACUUCGCCGCCGUCUGCCGCUCCUGGCGCUUUGCCGCCGCCGGGCGGGUCCUCGUCCCGGCGCCGCAGCUCCCUUGGCUCCUACUCCUCCCGUCCGCCGACGCGCCCUCCUUUGUCAGCCUCCUUGCGGGCUUCACUCGCCGCCGCCUCUCCCUCCCCGACGGCGCCCGCGACGCGCGCCACUGCGGCUCCCACGAAGGAGGCUGGUUCGCAGUCGCUGCUGACGGCUGGCGCAGGUACGAGCUCGUCAACCUCUUCUCAAGGGCGAGGAUCCCUCUCCCCGAGAGGCUCAGGGUUCCUAUCCUCGGCAUCGUGAGCUGCGUGAUCGUCCGCGCGGUCGCGCUCUCGGCGCCGCCCACCUCGCCGGGCUGCCUCGCCGCCGCGCUCGUGUGCGGCGCAUCCAACCUCGCGUUCUUGCGCCCGGGGCUGGACACUCACUGGAUGGCCUCCGAGACGGUGGACAGGCUCCAGGACAUCCUGUACCACGAAGGCGAGGUGCUGCGAGGCUUCCACGCCGUCACCGACUACGAGGCGGUCACAGUGUUCACGCAGGGAGGCGCCCCCGGCGCGGCCGCCCUCAUGAUGGCCUCGAGAUCCUACCGGAUGCAGCGGCGGCCCGGCGCCUCCUCCGCCGGCGUGAGCCGCUACCUGGUGGAGUCCCGCGGGAAGCUGCUGAUGGUCGUGCGCCGCUUCCCCUCCGUCGAACACGGGAGCAGCGCAAGCACCAUGCCGCGCCAAAACCGCCGCUUCGAUAUCUUGGAGAUGACAGUGCAGGCUCAGCCCCACGGCCGGCACACGGCUUCCUGGGAGGAUCUCGACGGCGGCUUGGACGGGCGCGUGCUCUUCCUAGCUCGAGGCUGCUCCAGGGCGUUCGAGGCGUCCCAGUUCAGCGGGUUCCAGGAGGGCGUCUACUUCUUGGACGACACAAGCUUCGACAUCUCCUUGGCGCUGUCGAGCGGGGGCAACUUUCCGUGCAGCGACAUCGGCUGGUACUCGGACCGCCAGAUUACUCGUGGGAUCAAGGGUUUCCCGUCCGAAUUCCAGUCGAAUUGCUCGUCUCCAGCCUGGGUUUACCCUUGACUCUGCUGCAAUCAUGUCACUAUGUCAGUAAAUGUAAGUAUGGCGUUGGCCGCAAUUCAUGACCUGAUGUAGUCGUCCCGAGAACCUGCAGCACGAAGCAUGCAUCAAUAUCAUCGCGGAUUAUCUAAGUUUUCAGCGAAAAAUCCAGUCGCAGCUUAAGCAGGCGCGGGGCGACCGCAGCGAUCAGUAUCUGGCUAGUUUCGUUUGAGCCGAAACUAGCCCUGCCAAAAUGUUGCUAAUGUGGUUUCAGCCAAAACUAGCCUACCAAAAUUUUCGGCCAAUAGUUUGUUCGCCCACAAUUUUCCAAUGAUCGUGAGAAACGAAGUGAGGAAGUGAUGAGAUAUUGAUAAUAAUUUAUGUGUUUCGAACUUGUUUAGUAUUUGUCUGUAGAUACUUGUUUUUUACAUGUCUAA
This is a messenger RNA of Phragmites australis (common reed), 2014 nucleotides long. RefSeq lists its product as uncharacterized. NCBI's taxonomy places the organism in Eukaryota, Viridiplantae, Streptophyta, Magnoliopsida, Poales, Poaceae. The transcript has a single exon. Gene Ontology annotation, molecular function: protein binding. The coding region runs from base 441 to 1601 and encodes 386 amino acids. The record is from RefSeq and is a predicted model, not a curated record.